This is a messenger RNA of Danaus chrysippus (African queen), 1650 nucleotides long. The record is from the annotation of a GenBank genome assembly. NCBI's taxonomy places the organism in Eukaryota, Metazoa, Arthropoda, Insecta, Lepidoptera, Nymphalidae.
AUGAUUGCGUUACGUAUGAAGGCCUUAUUUAUAUUUUUUGUUGUUGCACCGUCUGUUACACCCAGGAUACACAAGCUGUCUCUUUCGGAUGAUGAGCGUCAUUAUGUAGAUCUUACUACUUUUGGUUUCUAUCAAGGAGGCAUAUUAGAUGUUCAAAUGGUCAACUUUCGAUUACCAUCUGGACCAGUUUAUGGCGAGUAUGCAUCUUUAAUACAGUAUGGAUUCACCUUGGACCGCACAGCAAGUGAUGCUAUCAACCCUUAUUUGGAAGUUCACUCGGACACAUGUAUAUUAAAAGGUGUUGAGAGUAGCAGUACCUUGUUAUCGCCUCACCAUCCGGCAAUUGUCUUUUUGAAAAUGGACUUUGAAAACCUCAGGUUGAACAUAACUUGCGAAGGCGAAGUUGUUGCUCUGCAUCUUUACCCAAAUCGUUCUAUGAUACCUAUCGACAGGACCAAGAGACAAUCGCAAUAUAUGUUUGUGAAUAGGCGGCGAAGAUCACUCGACGAUGACUUGGAUGUGAAAGUUCUUGGUCCACAAUGCUCGCACGCUGUGCUACCCAUAACAAAAGAUACACGCGACGGUUACGACUAUUACAAUACAAGUUUUGCAAUGUAUGUGGCAUCUGAUAAAGAAGAAGGUCUGUACAACUUAUAUUUCCACAAUUGUCCACGAGAAGACACCGGUGUUGCCACACCUAUUAAUGUUAUGAUCGAAAUAUAUGAAAGCAACGACGGAAACUUCUUAUCAGCUGGUGAAAUGCCACUUCCAGCUCUAUACAGCAUGAUGUCACUAAUAUUCUUCCUAAGUGCUGGCUUCUGGACAUUCAUACUAAAAACUAGCAGGAACAAAGUCUACCGUAUACAUAUCAUUAUGUGUGUGCUUGUGUAUUUGAAAGCUAUAUCUCUGGCAUUCCAUGGAAUAAACUAUCAUUUCAUACAAACAAGGGGAGAGCAUGUCACCGCAUGGGCCAUACUCUUCUAUAUAACACAUCUGUUGAAGGGUGCUGUUUUGUUUGUGACUAUAGUACUGGUGGGCACCGGAUGGAACUUCAUAAAGCACAUCCUCGCUGACAGGGACAAGAAGAUAUUCAUGAUAGUUAUACCGCUGCAGGUGGUGUCGAAUGUUGCUGAGAUUAUUAUAGCUGAGAGUGAGAAGGGAGCGGCUGAACACAACGCCUGGCGCAUACUCUUCAUAUUUGUGGACAUGUUAUGCUGCGGCGCCAUCAUGUUUCCGGUUGUUUGGUCAAUUCACCACCUAGAGGAUUCAUCGACCACCGAUGGCAAGGCCGCUGUGAAUCUCCGCAAGUUAAAACUGUUCCGUCACUUCUAUGUCAUGAUACUCUGUUAUAUAUACUUCACGAGAUUCAUCGUAUCUAUUUUGGAGAACACAGUACCAUUCCAAUAUUCGUGGAUAGACGAGAUGUUCCGUGAGAUGGCUACCUUCGUGUUCUUCGUCACCACCGGGUACAAGUUCAGACCGGCCGCUGCCAACCCUUACUUCACGCCAACAAAUCUAGACGACAUUGAACCUAAAGUUUACUGGAUCUCGCCAGGAUUGUCUGAUAUCGGAGUUCUCGACGGUUUGACGAAUAGAGAGAAAAAGAGAGAAGAUAUGCAACCACUGAUGCAAGAAACUAAUUCGGAUUGA